UACUACAACUACAUCAUUAUACUAACUCGAACAGGAGCAUUCACCGGUCACAUUAAAUUCAUUCAGAGCGACCGUCAACGUACAUAUGCUCGUUUAACAGAGUUGAUCGCUUAUUUGUUUAUCGGUUGAAUUACGGUUUACUUCCGAGUUAGAUCAACAUGGAGAACGGCCUGGAAAGCACAAGAGACAGUCGUCUGGACCAGGCUGUCACGCAGUGGCUGCAGUAUGACAAGAAUCCAAAGACGGCUGCUGCUGUGCGGACUAUGGUUAAGGAUAGAGCCAUGUCAGAGCUGCAGAAGUGUUUCGGGGCCCGUAUGGAGUUUGGCACGGCGGGACUGAGAGCCGCCAUGGGACCGGGAGUGUCCUGCAUGAAUGACCUCACCAUCAUACAGACCACACAGGGUUUCGGUGCGUACCUGGAGCAGUGUUUUACAGAUCUGAAGCAGAGAGGGGUGGUGAUCGGGUUUGAUGCUCGCGCUCACCCCCCUAGUGGCGGCAGCAGUAAAAGAUUUGCCUGUCUUGCUGCUUCUGUCUUGAUCAGCCGAGGUGUCCCAGUCUACCUCUUCAGUGACAUCACACCCACUCCAUACGUGCCUUUUACUGUAUCACAUCUAGGACUGUGUGCUGGUGUCAUGGUAACAGCCUCACAUAAUCCCAAACAAGACAAUGGAUACAAGGUGUACUGGGCAAACGGAGCUCAGAUCAUUCCUCCCCAUGAUAAGGGCAUCGCCACAGCUAUAGAACAGAAUCUUGAGCCGUGGCCUAAAUCAUGGGACACAGAUGGAGCUCUUCAGAGUUCCCUACUCAAUGACCCAUACCAGGACACACACAGAGAAUACUGCCAAACCAUACAACAGCACUGCUUUCACAGGGAGCUGAAUAAGAAUACAAAGGUGAAGGUUGUCCAUACGUCAGUUCAUGGGGUGGGCCAUAUUUUUGUCCAGGCUGCUUUUAAGGCCUUCGACCUUCAGCCUCCAUAUGCUGUGGAAGAGCAGAAAGAUCCUGACCCAGAGUUCCCCACAGUCAAAUACCCCAACCCUGAGGAAGGAGAGGGAGUCUUGAUGCUGUCCUUCGCACUGGCAGAUAAAGAGGGAGCAACUGUUAUUCUGGCAAAUGACCCUGAUGCUGACCGACUAGCUAUUGCAGAGAAGCAGGAGAGUGGGCAGUGGAGGGUAUUCUCUGGGAAUGAGUUGGGUGCUUUGCUCGGAUGGUGGAUUUUCCAAUGCUGGAAGCAGCAGAAAGAAGAUGGAAAAGCCUCCAUUAAGGAUGUCUACAUGCUAUCCAGCACCGUCUCCUCAAAAAUCCUCUGUGCCAUCGCUGUGAAAGAGGGCUUCCACUUUGAGGAAACUCUAACAGGCUUUAAAUGGAUGGGAAACCGAGCCAAAGAGCUGAUGGACCAGGGAAAGACUGUUCUGUUUGCCUUUGAAGAAGCUAUUGGUACUCUGACAUCCACACCGCUAAACAUUUAUGUGCAUUUGUGUGUCGUUCUGGUGGGAACAGUCAGGAUUGGUAACCCACUGAUCCUGGGUUCAAACCACAGACCCUAGAGACGUGAGGGGCCUCGGCAAACUUCCAAGUGGGCCAAUGGAUGACUUAAAAUAUUCAAAUUAAUAGAAUUAGUCAUAAAAUGAUCGAACUUAACAUACCACAUAUAUACAGUAU
Molecule: messenger RNA, 1662 nt
Organism: Sinocyclocheilus anshuiensis
Lineage: Eukaryota; Metazoa; Chordata; Actinopteri; Cypriniformes; Cyprinidae
Product: phosphoglucomutase-2-like
Exons: 9
Coding region: 159-1547 (462 amino acids)
Biological process (GO): purine ribonucleoside salvage; carbohydrate metabolic process
Cellular component (GO): nucleus
Molecular function (GO): magnesium ion binding; phosphopentomutase activity
Source: RefSeq, a predicted model, not a curated record